AUGAAUAUUGCAAUGGUCUCGGACUUCUUCUACCCGCAGCCAGGCGGAGUUGAACUCCAUAUGUACCAUCUAUCCCAAAAAUUGAUAGAUAGAGGCCAUUCUGUGGUGGUGAUUACACAUAGUUAUGGUGGACGCACUGGAGUAAGAGUUCUUACAAACGGACUGAAAGUGUAUUAUAUACCCUUUGCAGUGGUAAUGAUGCAAUGUACACUUCCUGCAGUAUUCUCUGCAUUCCCCAUACUUAGGAACAUAUUUAUCAGAGAGAACAUUGAGAUUGUACAUGGCCAUGGAUCCCUAAGUUUCCUCUGUCUUGAGGCCAUCAUGCAUGCGAAAACAAUGGGCCUCAAAACCAUAUUCACAGACCAUUCGUUGUUCGGGUUUGCUACUGUUUCAAGUAUAGUUGGAAAUAAACUUUUAACAUUCACAUUGACUGAAAUUGGCCAUGUUAUCUGUGUUUCUCACACUUGCAAGGAAAACACAGUGCUGAGAUCGUCAUUAGAUCCAAACAAAGCUUCGGUCAUACCCAAUGCCGUUGUAGCUAGUGACUUCACACCGGAACCCAAUUUUAGAGACGAAAAUACCAUAACCAUAGUGAUAAUAUCCAGGCUGUUCCCAAACAAAGGAGCUGAUCUGUUGACAGCGAUAAUUCCAAGAAUUUGUGCAUACCAUGAAAAGAUUAGGUUUAUUAUAGCUGGUGAUGGCCCGAAGUUCAUCGAUUUCGAACAAAUGGUUGAAAAAUAUCAGUUGCAAGACAAAGUUCAAUUGAUUGGAAGCAUCAAGCACGAAGAAGUUAGAAAUGUCAUGGUCAAAGGCCAUAUAUAUUUACACGCAUCUCUUACAGAGGCCUUCGGCACCGUUUUGGUAGAAGCCGCAUCCUGUGGGCUGUUCGUUGUCACUACAAAUGUUGGAGGAAUCCCCGAGGUCUUACCUAACCACAUGACUGCAUAUGCAUUGCCAGAAGAAGAAUCAAUUGUAUCUGCCCUAACAUCUGCCAUUGACAAAAUAUCGGCUGGGAAAAUUCACACCUCAGGAUUUCACAAUCAAGUAAAAGAAAUGUAUGACUGGAGAGACGUCGCUCAGCGAACAGAGCUGGUCUACAUCAAUGUGAAAAGGACUACAAAGCCCACCACCACCUUGGAAAGAAUUAAAAAAUACUACAUACACGGCUUUUGGGGUGGUAAAUUAUUUGUCUUAUGUUUGGUGGUUGAUAUUUUUAUACUAACAGUUCUUGACUUUUGGUAUCCCAGAGAUAAGAUAGACCGAGCAGCCAAGUGGCCCCAUGGACAGAAAUAUGCCAAGCCCCAGUCAUGA
Messenger RNA from Komagataella phaffii GS115, 1311 nucleotides. Its product is annotated as UDP-GlcNAc-binding and catalytic subunit of the enzyme that mediates the first step in GPI synthesis. The coding region runs from base 1 to 1311 and encodes 436 amino acids. The record is from RefSeq and is a predicted model, not a curated record. Lineage: Eukaryota; Fungi; Ascomycota; Pichiomycetes; Pichiales; Pichiaceae. The transcript has a single exon. Gene Ontology annotation, biological process: GPI anchor biosynthetic process. Gene Ontology annotation, molecular function: phosphatidylinositol N-acetylglucosaminyltransferase activity. Gene Ontology annotation, cellular component: glycosylphosphatidylinositol-N-acetylglucosaminyltransferase (GPI-GnT) complex.